CGCACAAAAACUCCUCCCCCCAUACAUAGAUACAAAAAAGACAUCUUUUUCCUAGCCAUGUGCCAAUCCCCCGCUUCCAUUCCCACUGCCUUUAAGCUUUUAAUCGCCAUCAAUGAAUCCCCUUUCUUCAACCCCAAGCUUUCAUUCCCUCUUUCCCCCAAUUUCGCGGAAGCAAAAUCCCUCCUUUCCCUCGCCAUCCCUACCGUCCUCACUUACCUUCUUCUUUACUCACGCUCCAUGAUCUCCAUGCUCUUCCUCGGCCGCCUCGGCAGCCUCCCCCUCGCCGGCGGAUCCCUCGCUAUUGGAUUCGCUAACAUAACCGGAUACUCUGUUCUAUCCGGUCUUGCCGCCGGAAUGGAACCCAUCUGCGCACAAUCGCACGGUGCCGGCCGUCCAAACCUCCUCGUACUCGCUCUCCGCCGCUCCAUUCUCCUCCUCCUCUCUGCAUCCAUCCCCAUCUCCUUCCUCUGGUUCUCCAUGCGCCGCAUCCUCCUCUUCUGCGGUCAAGACCCAGCAAUCGCAGCCGACGCUCACUCCUUCAUUCUCUUCUCCCUCCCAGACCUCUUCCUCCUCUCCCUCAUCCAUCCCCUCCGCAUCUACCUCCGCUCUCAAUCCAUCAUCCUCCCAUUAACCGCCGCCACCGCAGCCUCCGCCUCCCUUCACUUCCCCAUCAACUACCUCCUCGUUCAUUACCUCCAUCUCGGCAUCCCCGGCGUUGCACUCUCCUCUGUUUUCACCAACCUCAACCUCGUCAUUCUCCUCCUCCUCUACCUCCGCUUCUCCGGCAUCCACCGCCGUACUUCCGCCGCAGAUGACACCUUCUCCAUCGCCGGCUGGCGAUCACUCCUCUCUCUCUCCAUUCCAAGCUGCGCCUCCAUAUGCCUCGAAUGGUGGUGGUACGAAAUCAUGGUCCUCCUCUGCGGCCUUCUCCACGACCCGCAAUCCACAGUGGCUUCCAUGGGCGUUCUUAUACUAACAACAUCCUUAAUCUACAUCUUCCCCUACUCGCUCAGCGCCGCCGUGUCGACUCGCGUGGGGAAUGAGCUCGGGGCAAACCGGCCCGAUAGAGCCCAACGGGCCGCCCGGGUUGGGCUGACUUGCGGUACCCUGCUCGGGCUCACAGCUUUUCUUUUCUCCUUCUCCGUUCGCAACAUAUGGGCCAGAAUUUUCACCACCGAUUCAAAAAUAUUGAAUCUCACCGCCACGAUGUUGCCGAUACUAGGGUUAUGCGAGCUCGGAAACUGCCCACAAACGACAGGCUGCGGCGUGCUGAGGGGUUGCGCGCGGCCGCGGACCGGCGCGAAUAUAAACCUCGGGUCGUUUUAUGGGGUCGGGAUGCCGGUGGCCAUUGGGCUUGCGUUUUGGGCCGGGCUGGAUUUAAAAGGGUUAUGGCUUGGCCUGCUUUCGGCCCAAGCUACAUGUCUUGGGUUUAUGCUCGUGGUUAUUCACCGGACUGAUUGGGAGAAGCAGGCUGACCGUGCGCAAUUGCUUACCGCCGGCGGCAGUUGUUCGGACGGAGAUGAGGAGGUGGAUUGCAAGCUAGUUAAUGCUAAGGUGGAAGAGAGUGAUUUAGGAUUUGUUUGAGAACACAAUCGCAGAUGGUAAUGACUGUUUGUCGGAAGUGGCUUUUGAAGGAAUUUGAUUAGUAUACUGAGGGAGGCGUCUGUCUUGGGUUUAUACUGUGGUCCGGGGUGGUUUGGGUGCUCGUAAGAGGUAUGGGACUAAACAACCCUUUGCAUUUU
Messenger RNA from Phalaenopsis equestris, 1742 nucleotides. RefSeq names its product protein DETOXIFICATION 49-like. Gene Ontology annotation, biological process: xenobiotic detoxification by transmembrane export across the plasma membrane. Gene Ontology annotation, molecular function: antiporter activity; xenobiotic transmembrane transporter activity. The transcript has 2 exons. Gene Ontology annotation, cellular component: membrane. Lineage: Eukaryota; Viridiplantae; Streptophyta; Magnoliopsida; Asparagales; Orchidaceae. The record is from RefSeq and is a predicted model, not a curated record. The coding region runs from base 58 to 1584 and encodes 508 amino acids.